Ichthyophthirius multifiliis is the source of this 1680-nucleotide messenger RNA. RefSeq lists its product as hypothetical. Gene Ontology annotation, molecular function: protein binding; cation binding; protein serine/threonine phosphatase activity. The record is from RefSeq and is a predicted model, not a curated record. The transcript is spliced from 10 exons. Lineage: Eukaryota; Ciliophora; Oligohymenophorea; Hymenostomatida. Gene Ontology annotation, biological process: protein dephosphorylation.
AUGCAAAGUAAUAGUUAAAAUAAUAAUUAAAACUAAGAUAUUGUUGCUGAUUUAAUAUAAGAAAGAUUUUAAAAUGAUGUUCCAUCUUAUUAUAUAUUAAGAUGUAUUGAAGGACCUUUUGCAGGAAAUUUUAUUUAUUUAAAUUUAACUGAAGAAGGGGAAGUUAUAGGAAGUGAUCCAUAAUAAGACUAUACUCUAUAUAUUGAAAAUGCAGGCCUUUCACCAAUUCACGCAAAAAUAAAUUAUUAAUAAGAUGAAAAUGAUGAAUAUUCAUAUAUAAUAUAAGAUAUGUAAUCAGAAAAAGGGACAUGGAUUAAAGCAAGAGCAGGAAAUUUUAUUUCAAUUGAAAAUGAUAUGAUAUUUAGAAUUGAAGAUUAAUAAUAUAGGAAGAUAAUUUUGAUAUAGUAGUUGAAUGGCUUGCUAGAAUAGAAUUAAAAUAUUAAAUAAAAAAUUUAAAAGAAUAUAAUGUUAAAACAUUAAAAGAUAUUAAAAAUCUAACACCAGAAUCUAUAGAUGGAAGAAAAAGAAAUUUUCGCAAAAGUAAGAUGGUCAGGUGCUAUUAUAAACAAAAGAAGUGAGCUAUUUGAAGUUAGAGGUAUGGAUAAAUUCGGAGUAGAUUGUUCUAGUAAUUUAGAAAUGUAUAUUUCUUUUUUUCAAAAAAAGUAUUUUCUUUAUGUAUCUCCGAAAGCUCCUGGUUAAGUUUAUGUAAAAUUACUUCCUGGAGGAAGAUAUAAAUUAUAACCUGAUGAUAUAAUAAAUAUGGGCCAAUUAGAUUUUUAAAUUUAAAGAUUUAAUACUGGAAUGUGGUGUGAUAGGGGAACUAGAAUUACUAUGGAAGAUAGAUAUUAAGCUUAAUAAAAUAUUUAUCUUUCUAAGUAUUUCUCUAUGUCAUAUUUUGCUGUUUUUGAUGGACAUGGAGGUGAAUAAUGUUCAUAGUUUUUAUGUGAAAAUUUUUCUGAAAAAUUUAAAGAAAAUUUAAAUAAUGAUGAUUGUUUAGAUGAAACUAAUACUUUUUAUGAAUAUAUAUCGAAAAAAAUUGUAGAAACAGUAUAAGGAAUUGAUUAAGAAUUUUUUGAAAGAUAAAGAUAAAUUUUAUAAGAUAACAAUUAUGUUGAUAGUGGUAGUGCAGGAAUAAUAACUUUUAUUUUUGGAAAUAAAAUAAUAACAUCAAAUACGGGAGAUUGUAGAGCUAUUUUAAGUAGAAACGGUUAAGCAGUUUAACUUUCAGUAGAUCAUAAACCGUAUUUAGAAUCUGAAAGAGAAAGGAUUUUGAAUGCUGGUGGAACAGUAGAUAGUGGGAGAGUAAAUAAAAAAUUAGCUGUAAGUAGAGCAUUUGGAGAUUUUGUAUUUAAAAAAGAAUAAACUGGUGAUAAAGAUAUUAUUAUAGCUACACCUGAUGUUAGAAUUUGGGAUAUUGAUUUUUUAUAAGAUGAAUUUAUAGUUAUGGGAUGUGAUGGGUUAUUUGAUAUUUAUAGUAAUUAAGAAAUAAUAAAUAUGGUUAGAGAAAGAUUAACAGAAUAUCCUAUUACUGAAUAAGAUCCUUAAAAAGUAGCAAGAUAAUUAUGUUUAGAUGCAGUCAAUUAAAGUAAAUUAUAAAGAAGAGGAAGUGAUAACGUAAGUGUAAUAAUAAUAUUGCUUACUAGAGGAAUUACUUCUUUUGAAAAAAUGAUUAUAAAAUGA